AAAAUGUGGAUAGGUACAUGCUGAAAUUAAUUAUUUUGUCAAUUUGUAACCAUUCAAUUUUGAGACACGACACUAACGAGCAAAAUAGUUUAUAUUUAUGUUGACGCGCGCGCUAGCUUCUCGGAUGUAUAUUUACCAAACGUUGAUAGAACACAAACUUUAAUAAAAAUGAAUAAUAUAAUAUUUGAUAGUGAAGGUGAGGUGCAAGAUUUUCCGCGCCUUAAAGCGGCUCUCAAAAAAAACGAUAUAUCAAUUACUCAGCAACAAUCACAAUUGAGCGUUGGUACACCUUUAAUAACUAAUAACUCUCAGUAUUCGUCCUCUGAUGUUGAUACGGCAAUAACACUUAAUUUACUCUAUGAUAAAAAACUAAAAGCACUUGAAAAUACAAUAGUAAAUCGAUUACAUGAAUGUAGAAAAAGUCUACAAGAACUACAAAAUACUGUAAUACAUAAAAGUCAUAAUGCCAAUUUCACCAUCUUGAAUUGUGGAAAACCAUACUUUAAAGACAAGUUUGGAUUUCCUGCCCCAAGUAAUGUAGAUACAUUUAAACGGGCUAAUGCUGGAAUGUACGAUUUUACUAACAUGUCAAACAUACAAGGUUGGACAGUACAAGACAAAAGUGAAUUCAUGAAGAAAAUACUUGAAAUGUCUCGAAAAAUAAAACAAAAGGAAUUAGAAUCAGCACUUGCUAAAGCCAAGUCUAACAAAAGGUCACAGAAUAAAAAUGAAAUAGAACAAAUAAAGAUUGAAAUAAGAAAAGUAAAGAAAAUGCCUCUAGAAGAUGUAGUUCUGCCUGUUAACAAAGACUAUGAUUGGGAACAAAUAGCCAUAGAAAUGAAAUAUAGACACAAACCUCAAGAGUAUAAAGCUUUGUGGAACUUAUUUUUGCACCCUUCCUUUAAUAAAGGGCCAUGGGCUAAAAAAGAGUGUUGGAGGUUAGAGAAAAUAUGUUCUCAAAAACAAUAUCAAGACUGGGAUAGUAUUGCAAAGGAGCUUAGGACAAACCGGACUGGGUACCAGUGUUUUGUGUACUACCAUACUAAUAUCAAUAAUACUUUUACAUCAAAAGAGUGGACAAAAAAGGAGGUAGAGCAUUUAAAAAGAUUAGUUGAAUUCCAUAAAGAACAUGAUUAUAUACCAUGGACUAAGAUUGCUGCCUGUAUGGAAAACAGAACUAGAAUUCAAGUGUAUAAUAAAUUUAUUCAGUUAAAUUCAAAAAGAAAAGGGAGAUUUAUUCCUGAAGAAGAUGCAGUAAUUAUAGCUUGUGCUGAUAAAUUUGGACCUGAUUUUAAAAAAAUGAAAAUGUAUUUGCCUGGCCGUUCAGUACCUCAAUGUAGAGUCAGAUAUAAUAUUUUGGCCAAGCAGAAAACAUCCAUAACUUGGACCAAGCAGGAGGACAGAAAACUUAUGCAACUUGUGGCUAAUCAAGAUUCACCAACAAUUUUUGCAAGCUUGACUAAAUAUUUUCCUGGUAAAGAUAGGUAUCAUUUAAGAUCUCGAUACAAAGUUCUGACUAAGUGGAUAGAAAAGAAUCCAAAUGUUGAUUUUGCAUAUGCACCCAGGCGUCCAGCUAGAUGCUUGGUUCAUGGUAAUGAAUCUUUAAAUUUAAAGAAAGCCCUUGAAAACUUGAAAUUAAGAAUGCAGGAUAAGUUACAAUCGGAAAAAGACAAAACUAUCACACUUCAGUCCUCAGAACAGAAAAUAGAUGAUGCAAUUAUAAAUUAUUUACUUAAGGAGAAAAUUUCAUAUAAAAAUAUUGCAAAACAAAAGUCUCAAAGGAUUAUAAAUAGCCCAAUACCAGAAGAUAAAAACUUUUUGAAAAUAGAAGAUGAAUCAGAUAUUUUAACCAAAAAGUCUGUUAAUUUUAGGAAUGUACGGCAAAUCCUAGUUCUUCUCCGAGCAAAAUUAGAUAAGCAGAAGUUUAUGGAUAGUAAAUUGUGUAAGCGAUUUCCAGAUUUAUUACAUUUAGAUAAUCAUUUAUAUAUAUCAAAGCUUAAAUCAUAUUCAAAACAGAAGAAACUGUCACCAGAUGAUAUUAAUAAAAAAGUUGUACCGGACAUCUGGGGACAGCAUCCCCUAGGUAGUUUACAAUAUGUUUUACCACCAAAUCUUGCUACAAUAACUGGAUGUCGUCUUAUAUUGGAGUCUUUACCUGACCACCCAUAUAGAAAGAGACCCUUGCAAUGUCUCCAUAAAAACGCUAGUGUAACUCGUAUAUUUGAAAGGUUUUACAUUAUAUUUAUGUGGCCUAUGUUACUUUCUGAAAAUCAACCUAAAUAUGUUAAUAUUGAUGCACAGGGAAUAAAUCAAUCUGCUAGUAAUAAAACUAUAAAUAGUGACAUGGCUAUAGAAAGUAGUAUAUUUAAAUAUGAGAUUAAAUAGUUCACAGGAGUAAACUAAGUUUUGCCUUGAUCUGGUUAAGAAAAAAUAAUUAAUUACUCAUUUAUUGUUAUGGAAUGUAUAUUGGGUGUAAAUCUAUUAUGUGGGUGAGAGAUUCGAUGAAGACCAACAUCUUGUAAUAAGGACUGGAUAUGACAAAGAUUGAUAAUAUUUAAUUCUUGAAUAAGCCUACUUUGCCAAUACUGUAUCCUACAUUAUAUGUUAAUUAUUAUCACAUUUGCUGGAAGGUUGAUAAGCCCAUUUAUCAAAUUAUAUUUUAAUAAAAAAAACUUUUUAUUUUCAUUCGUGCCAUUUUCAUUUGAAUUUCACGCCGCCUUUUAUAGACGUCUUCACCCUGUCCACCUGUCACUGUCAACACAAUUUAAAUAAUUAUUCACUACAAACAUUCAAUACGAAAACGGACAGAGUUUCGGUGAGAUGUUCACAGUCCGACGACAAACGAAGUAAUGGUCACCAACUUUUUUUUUUGCGCCCAAACAAGGCAAAGGGCUACCCUCCGGGAUAACGACGCAGCCUAAGUCUGCGUUGGUUAUGUGGGACUCACGUGAAAACAUAGGUGCCUACCCACUAAACACCACCUGCAGUUGGCUUUGGGCAGGUGCCCUCUAAGCCUACAUCGAAGGCGACCUUCUCUUGGGAAGAGAGAGGCGCAAGCGGCACUAUGGAGUAUCCGCUGAGAUAUAGCACAGAAGGUGCUAUCUAAUUGGGACUAGUGACAUAAGAAGGAUGAUCACAAACUAGAGGUGAAUCUAAAUGCGUCUGCCAAAAGGCGAUCCCCGGAUGCCAAAAGGCGAUCCAGGUCAGACGAGAGUUGGUUAGGGGAUCGGUUGGUUAGAGGGCGUGUCUGGGCCUCCUGACUUGAUAACGUGAAGGAGAGGGGAGGGGUAUAAUCCGCUGCCUCCUUAAUCAGGGGAUUUGGGUGAUUGACUGAGGACUUGAAGAAAGUUUCAGACAAGCACUUUAAGUGUUGUUGGAUGAUGGGGAUGAAGAUCUGCGUUCCUAACGCACCAGUGACCAUUGACAGCCUUACGGCAGAAAAUGGAUUGGACUGUUUGGAGUUUAUCAAUAAUGUUGGGUUUCGCAUGAGCGAAAACUGGAGCGGCGUAAGUCAUAACCGGUCGAAUGCAAACCUUGAAGAGUGUUCGCUUGUUCCUAAAAGACAUUUUACUGUGCCUACCUAACAUACUGUUUAGGCGGUACAGAUAGAAGCGGGCGGUUCCGGUCACCUUCUGGACGUGAGGCCUGAAGGUGAGUUGGGAGUCGAGGUUCACACACAAGUACUUGGCUGUGGACCUGAAGGGGGUCACCAACUGUUCUGCUACCGCUUAUAUAGCGGUCUGUCGGCUGCUAGUAGGGAGAGGUGACGUCACGUCUUGAAAAUUUUCUUGUGUUUCUAAGAUUAUAAUUAAUGUGUGCGUGAGCGUCACGUACUUACAUUCGUCAACACCAACACAGACAGCCAAAUAAUGUUGCAAAUGAAUAGAAAGUUCCCUAAAUCAGUAAAUUGUAAGAAAUACUAGAUUAUAUGUAACAAGAAAGAAGAAAUAAAAUAUAAAUUAACAAUUUAAUAAAAACAUCACGUAGAUAUAGACGCGUAACAGAUUUCAAAUCUGUCCUUGCUGCUUAUUAUGCAUAUGUACAUUCUAGAUUAUCAUAUGGAAUAUUAAUAUGGGGAAACUGUAGUGAAAUAAAAGAUAUAUUUAUUCUACAGAAAAAAUGGAAUAGAAUUUUAGAAAAUAUUCAGCAGAUAGAUUCAUGUAGACCAUAUUUUAUUAAACACAAAAUUUUAAGUCUUACUUCAAUUUACAUUCAGAAGCAUGUAAAUUUGUUAAAAAACAUUCGGACUUAUACUCAACACUACCAAACAACAAGCGAAAUAGUAGAAAUUUAAACAAAUUAAAAAUUCCCCAAACGAGUAUGUCAUUAGUGUCAUCGAGCCCUCACCACAUGGCAAUAAAAAUUUAUAAUCACAUCCCGAACGAUAUUAAAAAUAAAGAGAAGCCUUCUCUAUUUAAAAGACAUCUUAAAAAAUUUUUAGUUACAAAAUGCUUCUACGAUUUACCCGAAUUUUUUAAUUACACUUAGUGUGAGAAUUAGUUACAAUAUAGUAUAAGAAUGUAUAAAAUGUAUACUAAGACUAUUUCUUUUAUGUAUAACAUUGCUGUGCCCUUGCAGAGCGUCACAUAUUGUCUACCCAUUAAUGUACCUACCACCCUACUGUAAAAUGUGACUUGCAAUAAAAUAUUAUGAUUUGAUUUGA
Molecule: messenger RNA, 4663 nt
Organism: Leptidea sinapis
Lineage: Eukaryota; Metazoa; Arthropoda; Insecta; Lepidoptera; Pieridae
Product: snRNA-activating protein complex subunit 4-like
Exons: 1
Coding region: 169-2385 (738 amino acids)
Source: RefSeq, a predicted model, not a curated record